AACUGAGCCCAAAAGGGAGUUUGUAGCUAUAUUAUCUGUUCGUAUCCUUCUCAUUUGCCUAGCUUUUUUCUUCCAUAUUUCAUCACUCGAUGAUCUAUUUCAGAAACCCACUUGCGUAUAUGAUGUGAAAUCCUGGCUCUUGAAGGAGAGAUCCCAUUUUAGAAUUUCCAACUCUAAACCUGCUCCAUUCUCAUCUUAUGAUGAUCUCAAGUUCAUCACUUGACUGUGAGCAAAAAUGGGUGGCCACCAGAUAGAAUACGCAAGUGAUUAAUGUGAAAACUAAAACGCGUAUUAUGCAUCAGAACUGAGACAAAGAUAUGGGAACAGCAAGUGAUUAAUUGAAAUAAUGCGAUAUUUAUUACACACACGCUUACCAACUGUUCGUUAAAAGUUCCAAACCAGCAAAAUGGAUAUUGUUGGGUUAGGUGACCGAAAAACCAGCAAGAUGCGGUAGUCCCCAUGCCAUGGCCUACCUUGAUUGCUAGCUUAUGCCUACAACUUGGCCAUGGAAGAAUGUUCGGAUGGAAGCCCAUUCUGAAAAGCCACCAACUUCUUCUCUUAGAAGGAAAUUUGGCUUUUGCGACUGUUUUUACCCUUCAGAAUCAUUGCAGCUAUACACUAUGGCCGGGAACACUCUCAGGCAAUGGCGCAGCAGUGCUUGGCGACGGCGGAUUCCCUCUAGCUCCCGGUACGUCGAUGCAAUUGACUGCUCCCCCGGGCUGGUCCGGGAGGUUCUGGGCAAGAACUGGCUGCGACUUCGAUAGCUCUGGCAAUGGGAAAUGCCAGACGGGUGACUGCGGCGGGACGCUUAAAUGUACCGGCGGCGGCAUGCCCCCGGUCACGCUGGCGGAGUUCACUAUCGGCUCAAGCAGUAACAAUAUGGAUUUCUACGACAUUAGCCUCGUCGACGGCUACAAUGUGGGUAUGGGCGUCCGGGCAAACGGAGGCACCGGCGACUGCCAGUACGCCGGCUGCGUCUCGGACGUAAAUGGAAUCUGCCCGUCGGAGUUGCAGGUAACCAACUCAGGCUCGGUGGUGGCCUGUAAGAGCGCAUGCGCCGCCUUCAAUACGCCGGAAUUUUGCUGCACGAAUGAUCACUCGACGCCGCAGACAUGCCCUCCGACGAAGUACUCAGAGAUGUUCAAGAACGCCUGUCCGUCGGCGUACAGCUAUGCAUACGACGACGCUUCGAGCACGUGCACAUGCACCGGGUCCGACUACUUGAUUAGCUUUUGCCCGUCGGGUUGAUCCUUUACUAUUAUUACCUUAUCCUUUAAUUGCAUUUUUACUUUUAUUUUAUGAAUCAUUAAAGUCUUCUUUUUUCUAAAGAAUAAAAAAUAUAUAUAGCCAAUACAGUAUUGUAAGCCAAUACAGUAUUAAAUAGCAACCAACUUCGUUUAAAUUUUUAUAAUUAUCAUUUAAAUUCA
This is a messenger RNA of Cucumis melo (muskmelon), 1427 nucleotides long. Its product is annotated as pathogenesis-related thaumatin-like protein 3.5. The transcript is spliced from 2 exons. The record is from RefSeq and is a predicted model, not a curated record. Gene Ontology annotation, biological process: defense response. The coding region runs from base 460 to 1248 and encodes 262 amino acids. Gene Ontology annotation, cellular component: extracellular region. NCBI's taxonomy places the organism in Eukaryota, Viridiplantae, Streptophyta, Magnoliopsida, Cucurbitales, Cucurbitaceae.